This is a messenger RNA of Teleopsis dalmanni, 2461 nucleotides long. RefSeq names its product heat shock protein 75 kDa, mitochondrial (gene Trap1). The record is from RefSeq and is a predicted model, not a curated record. Lineage: Eukaryota; Metazoa; Arthropoda; Insecta; Diptera; Diopsidae. The transcript is spliced from 8 exons. Gene Ontology annotation, molecular function: protein kinase binding; ATP-dependent protein folding chaperone; ATP hydrolysis activity. The coding region runs from base 157 to 2283 and encodes 708 amino acids. Gene Ontology annotation, biological process: protein folding. Gene Ontology annotation, cellular component: mitochondrial inner membrane.
CAACCCUGACUUAAGGCGCACAUUUUAUUCUGCACCCAGCUGGUGCAGCAAUAAGAAAGAAACUUCAAUAUAAUUCGGCACUUAAAUUUCAAUUUAUAUUAUAUAUAAAUUAUUUUUUCUUGUUAAAGUGUUAAUAAAUAAAAACAAAAAUUAAACAUGUCAUACAUUUCUCGAGCUUUUAAUAUUCUGCAAAAGGCGACAAGGAUCAACCGUCAAGCAUUACGUUUGACUGCCCUGAACUCAAACGUAACACCACAAAACGUGCCGUACAGAUCGACUCCCGCAUUCUCAAAUUUUAAUUUUGUACGUCAAGUAAAUACAGCCGCUCCUGAAGAAGUCAAACAGGAUGAGGAGCCACAGAAACACAACAUUAUACGUGACACCGAAAAAGGUGUUGGAGACGCGAAUAAACACGAAUUCCAAGCAGAAACACGUAUGCUCUUGGAUAUUGUUGCCCGUUCUUUGUACUCUGAAAGCGAAGUAUUUGUACGUGAAUUGAUCUCGAAUGCUAGCGAUGCUUUGGAAAAAUUUCGCUACACCAUACAAACUGCUGGAGAUGAGCAAAGUGAUUAUGAAAAUGCUGAUCGUGCUAUGGAAAUACACUUACAUACCGAUAAACCAGCAAUGAAGUUGACUAUACAAGAUACUGGCAUUGGCAUGACACGUGAGGAACUUAUCAAUAAUCUGGGCACAAUUGCACGUAGUGGUUCUAAACAAUUUUUGGAACAAAUUAAGAAGAAAAGUGAAAGCGAAGAAAAUUCAUCGAAUAUUAUUGGUCAAUUUGGUGUAGGCUUUUAUUCCGCUUUUAUGGUGGCAAAUAAAGUUGAAGUGUUUACACGAUCCUCAAAGGAGAACUCUCCUGGUUUUCGUUGGUCGACAGAUGGCAGCGGAUCUUAUGAAAUACAAGAAGCAGAGGGUGUAGCACUUGGUACUAAAAUUGUAAUUCAUCUUAAGCCAGAAUGUCGCGAGUACUCAGAUGAAGAACGUAUUAAAGCGGUCAUUAAAAAAUAUAGCAACUUUGUGGGUUCACCCAUUUAUUUAAAUGGUUUACGCGCCAAUGAAGUAAGUCCCGUCUGGCUAAUGGAACCUAAGGAUGUCAAACAAGAACAGCAUAAUGAAUUUUAUCGUUUCAUUGCUAAUACAUACGGUACACCACGUUUCACUUUACACUAUAAAACCGAUGUUCCUUUAAGCAUUCGAGCUUUGUUGUAUUUCCCAGAAGGAAAACCUGGCUUAUUUGACUUAGCACAAGAUAGAGAUAUUGGUGUUGCACUUUAUUCCCGCAAGAUUCUAAUUCAAUCAAAAACCGACAAUUUGCUACCAAAAUGGUUAAGAUUUAUUAAAGGUGUCGUCGAUUCAGAAGAUAUACCUCUAAAUUUGAGUAGAGAACUAUUACAAAACAGUUCACUGAUUAAAAAAUUAUCAGAUGUGCUAGUCAGUCGCAUAUUAAAAUUUUUACAUGAACGCUCCAAAAAACAAAUUGAGGAUUAUGAGAUUUUCUAUAAGGACUAUGGUCUAUUUUUGAAAGAAGGCAUAGUAACUACCCAUGAUCAAAGCCUUAAAGAGAAUAUAGGCAAACUGCUACGUUUCGAAUCGUCAAAAUCUCCUGGUGAUAAACGAGUUUCACUUGAAGACUACUGUAAAAAUAAUACCGAACAAAAGGACAUCUAUUAUUUAGCCGCACCAAAUCGUACAUUAGCUGAAUGUUCACCAUACUAUGAGAGCCUCAAAAAGCGUGGCGUCGAAGUUUUAUUCUGCUAUGAACAAUACGAUGAAUUGGUUUUAUUGCAACUAAGACAAUUCCAAGGAAAGAAUUUAGUUUCAGUUGAAAAAGAAAUGCGAGAAAAUAAAUCUGAUGAGAGUAUAACUGAUUAUGGUGAAGAUAGUUUAAGACCUACAGAAGCCACGGAAUUAAGUAAUUGGUUAUCGAAUAAAUUAAGUGGAAAAGUGGUCAAUGUUAAAGUUACCACACGUCUUGAUAAUCAUCCUUGUGUGAUAACUGUUGAGGAAAUGGGUGCAGCUAGACAUUUUAUACGCACACAAAGUCAUCAAUUACCAGAAGAAAAUCGUUACCAAAUACUUCAACCACAAUUGGAGAUUAAUCCAAAACAUUUAAUCAUUAAGAAAUUAUUCAAACUGCGUGAUUCUGAUCCAGAACUAGCUGGUCUACUCACCGAACAAUUAUUUGCGAAUGCAAUGGCAGCUGCUGGACUUACCGAUGAUCCACAUAGCUUAAUAGCUAAUUUAAAUGAACUUUUACUAAAAGCAUUAGAUAAACACUAAAUUAUAAAUAUAUGUGUUAUUUAGAGUUAUUUAGAUAUAAGCGUAUCGAUUAUAAGCAUCGAUUUUUCUUACUGUGAUGCUUGGUAUUCAACUGAGUUUUUAGAUUUAGUAUAAAAAUAUUGCCCAGUUUCCAUUGCUUGGGUUUGGAUUAAAAUUAUUCAAUUAAAGUUAACAACAA